AGGGCUGCGGGGAGCGCUGCCUCGGAGGGACCGCGGACGCCAUGGCGGCCGGCAUCGGGGACCGCAUCGAGGACUUCAGAGUCGGGAACUUGCUCGGCAAAGGCUCCUUUGCCGGCGUCUACAGAGCCGUGUCGGUUCACACCGGCCUGGAAGUCGCCAUCAAAAUGAUAGAUAAGAAAGCCAUGUACAAGGCUGGAAUGGUACAGAGAGUCCAAAAUGAAGUGAAAAUACAUUGUCAAUUGAAACAUCCUUCUAUCUUGGAGCUCUAUAACUAUUUUGAAGACAGCAAUUAUGUGUACCUAGUACUAGAAAUGUGCCACAAUGGAGAAAUGAACAGAUAUUUGAAGAAUAGGAUGAAGCCGUUUUCAGAAAAUGAAGCUCGGCUCUUCAUGCACCAGAUCAUUGCCGGGAUGCUGUAUCUUCAUUCUCACGGCAUACUGCACCGGGACCUCACACUUUCCAAUCUCCUCCUGACUCGGAACAUGAACAUCAAGAUCGCCGACUUUGGGCUGGCCACACAGCUGAAAAUGCCCCACGAGAAGCACUAUACGCUCUGUGGCACCCCAAAUUAUAUCUCACCGGAAAUCGCCACCCGAAGCGCCCACGGCCUGGAGUCUGAUGUCUGGUCCUUGGGCUGCAUGUUCUAUACACUGCUCAUCGGGCGCCCGCCCUUUGACACAGACACCGUCAAGAACACGCUAAACAAAGUCGUGCUGGCAGACUACGACGUACCAGCCUUUCUGUCGCAAGAUGCCAAGGACCUGAUCCGUCAAUUACUGAGGCGAAACCCCGCAGAUCGCUUAAGCCUGUCUUCAGUCCUUGACCAUCCUUUCAUGUCCUGCCAUUGCUCCCCGAAGAGCAAGGAUGUUGGGACUGUGGAGGACUCCAUUGAUAGUGGCCACGCCACAAUUUCCACCACAGUCACCGCAUCUUCCAGUGCUAGCAUAGGUGGCAGCUUUUCUGACAGAAAGAGACUGUUGACGAAUCAAGCACUCCCGAGCAAAAUGACUGUCUUCCCCAGGAAAACCUCAAGUGGUGUUUCUUCCUCAGGUGAUGGGAAUGGGUUUUUCCCUCAGUGGGGACAUGAAGAGCCAGACAGCAGCAGUGGUCGGAGGGGCAGGCUCAUGCAGGACUCUGAGGAGAGGCCACACUCUCGGUACCUGCGGAGGGCCCAUUCCUCUGAACGCUCAGCCGCCUCUGACGGCCACCCCCAAGCCCGGACCCACCCGAUGGAGCGGUGCCACUCUGCCGAGAUGCUCAAUAUGACCAGGAGGUCUUCAGUAGAGGCCAGUGCAGAGCGGCACCCACCCCCCAAGGGCAGUGCCAGUGUGUCUCCCCUCUUCAGAGAACAGAUGCCCAGCAACUCCAGAUCCUUUGAGGAUCCCGGAAGCAGCCAUGCACUCCCUGAUCAUCUUUGUCCAGGAAAAACUCCUUUUCCAUUUCCUGAUCAGACAUCUCAGGCUGAACUGGUACCCCAGUGGUUUGGGAAUCUGCAGAUAAAUGCUCACAUAAGAGAAAGUCCUAAGCACUUGAGCCCAGACAGCGAUUUCCAAGACCUCUCAAGAAAUGGCUGGACUGACCCGAGAGCCCACAAGAACCCUGAGGCCACCCCUGAUGUAUCCCCUGCAAGGCCGCUGGGCUCCAGGACGUAUCUGCCAAUAUUUCCCAGUCAACUGGAGGUGCUGCCGCAGGAAUCUGAGACCUACUCCAUUUCCCCUCAAGAAUCCACCAAGACCAGAAAUGCUGAGCCACCGCCAGGCCUUGGGCGUCCUCUGACAGCACGCAGGCUGAAGCCCAUCAGGCAGAAAACCAAGAAGGCUGUGGUGAGCAUCCUGGACUCUGAGGAGGUGUGUGUGGAGCUGCUGCGGGAAAUGGCAGGACAGGAGUAUGUGAAGGAAGUGCUGCAGGUGUCCCGUGACGGCACCAGGGUCACAGUUUACUACCCCAAUGAUGGGCGAGGCGUUCCUCUGACUGAUAGGCCACCCUCACUGCCUGCCAACACCUGUAGCUUCUGCUUUGACAGCUUACCAGAAAAAUACUGGCGAAAAUAUCAAUAUGCUUCCAGAUUUGUACAGCUUGUCAGAUCAAAGUCUCCCAAAAUCACUUAUUUUACAAAAUAUGCUAAAUGCAUUUUGAUGGAAAAUUCUCCUGGAGCGGACUUUGAAGUUUGCUUUUAUGAUGGAGCAAAGAUCCACAAAAAGGAGACUGGGAUUCAGGUGACCGACACAGCAGGGACUACGCACACCCUGCAGGGUGGCAGCAGAGCUGGCAGCCUGAGGGAUGACAUGAAGGACUACCUAGUACAUGCCAACGAGAGCCAUCGAGUGUGUUUGGCGCUGGAAGCUGUCAUCUCAGAACAAGAGGAGAGGAACAGCGGGGUUGCUCCCUUCUUCCCCAUCAUUGUGGGCAGGAGGCCCGGCAAUGUUGGCUCACCGCAGUCCUGGUUCCCGCCUCCUCCACCAGUACAGCCAGCAGGCCCAGGGCGAGAUGGCGCUGCCCUGAGCAGAACCACCACUGGGCCACCUGCCAUCACAGAUGAAGGGCGAGACCUCACAGAUGCAGCCUCGGGCACAAACAUCUCUCCGAGUCUCAGAGACAGGCCUCCCGCAUCAGCCCCAGUUGCACAGCCCCUAAAGUCAGUCUUUGUGGAAAAUGUGGGCUGGGCUACUCAGCUGGCAAAUGGCGCUGUGUGGGUGCAGUUCAACGACGGCUCUCAGCUCCUGGUACAGGCGGGUGUGUCCUCUGUCAGCUACACCGCACCCAGCGGCCACACUACCAGGUUUGGGGAGAAUGAGAAAUUGCCAGAAUGCAUCAAACACAAAUUACAAUGCCUUUCUUCCAUCCUUGUGAUGUUUUCUAAUCCAGACCCUAGUGUUUGCUGAUUAAAGGUCUUUUUCAAUAUCCAAUUUUAAUAAAUAACUUGUUAACUUCCAAGUGACUUUUUUAUUGACCAUGACAGAGAAAGCCACGAGAGAUCUGAGUGAGCAGACCCCAUGAAGUGCUGGGCUCAGC
Molecule: messenger RNA, 3012 nt
Organism: Suncus etruscus (white-toothed pygmy shrew)
Lineage: Eukaryota; Metazoa; Chordata; Mammalia; Eulipotyphla; Soricidae
Gene: PLK4
Product: polo like kinase 4
Exons: 16
Coding region: 42-2882 (946 amino acids)
Biological process (GO): protein phosphorylation
Molecular function (GO): ATP binding; protein binding; protein kinase activity
Source: RefSeq, a predicted model, not a curated record